AUGGCCAAUAGUAGUAGUGUUCAGUGUGAACAUAAGGCAUUAACAAGCUCUCUCCAUCGAGCUCUAUCUAUGGCCACAGCCUUGACUUGGGUUGAUUCCAACUCUCUUUUGCGUUCCUUUUUGAUUGACAUUGAUGAUCUACACUACGAAUUUCAUCCUAAUGCUACUAAAUCGGCUUCCCUUUAUUUGGUCAAUUGUGGCAGUCAAAGAAAACUUUACGGAUCCGUUUCCUAUGAGGAGGAAUUGAAUAAUUUGCGUCUAACUAAUUGGGCCACAAUUGCGAGAAGCAAUGGAAAAAGAGUCACAAUUUACAAUAUUACAAUUGAUAUUUGCGAUUUCUUAAGGAACUCAUACAGCCAAGUAAAUCCCUUUUUUCGUGCUAUUAUGCAAAUGUUGAAGUCUUACGUUCAAGGCAUACCCAAGAAAUGUCCCUUAAAAAAGAAUGUAAUAUUAAUGGUCAAGGGAUUCUAUUACAAUGAAGAACUGUUUCCACCUUAUAUUCCUGAGGCCAAUUUCACCGGCUAUUUACUCUUGAGCCGUGGAAACACUUCUGUUCUAAAAGUUUCCUUAGCAGCUCAUGUGGUGUCCAAAAUUAAGCGGCGCUUACCCUCCAACAAUACAAAGGCGAAAGAAUGCACAUCUUGA
Stomoxys calcitrans (stable fly) is the source of this 645-nucleotide messenger RNA. RefSeq lists its product as uncharacterized. The coding region runs from base 1 to 645 and encodes 214 amino acids. The transcript is spliced from 3 exons. Lineage: Eukaryota; Metazoa; Arthropoda; Insecta; Diptera; Muscidae. The record is from RefSeq and is a predicted model, not a curated record.